Alternaria viburni is the source of this 1737-nucleotide messenger RNA. RefSeq lists its product as uncharacterized. Gene Ontology annotation, biological process: calcium ion import across plasma membrane. The transcript has 4 exons. The coding region runs from base 1 to 1737 and encodes 578 amino acids. Gene Ontology annotation, molecular function: calcium channel activity. NCBI's taxonomy places the organism in Eukaryota, Fungi, Ascomycota, Dothideomycetes, Pleosporales, Pleosporaceae. The record is from RefSeq and is a predicted model, not a curated record.
AUGCGGCCCCGGUUCUAUCGGCUUUUACCUCUGCAGUCGCGACUGCUCGCAUACCUCGUCGCUACCGGCGCUUGUAUCGCGCUAUGGACGCCUUUCUUACCUCUCGCGUAUGCUGCCGAAGUUCUCGCGACGCCCGAUCAUGACGCCCUUGAUAGCCUCGCGCUGCACGGCUUUACCAGCGGAGAUAUACCACACAUUGGAGAUGAGGGACUCGAUCGAGGAGAGAGCGAUGGCUACGAGCCGGAGUUCAGCUAUCUCGACCGAAGCCUGAUUGGACGGCAGACAGAAGCGCCGGAACCGCUGAAGAAUAAUGAGAAGACGGAAAAGGACAUCGAUCCCGAAACGACGUUACACUUCGUCUUUGAGAAGGGUCAAUUGCGCCUGAGAAGUGUGCUUGAUGUUCCCUUGGAUGCUCUGGAAGCACGGGGAACAGACAAUGGCUCUGACGAAGCUGGCUUGGAAGAUGCGACAGUACCUGGAAAGGAGGGCGACAUUGGUGACGAUGAUAUGGGAGAGUUGGCAAAGCGACAGACUGACAGUAGUCGCGUCUGGCUCACGGCCAACACCUGCCGGCAACCUAUGCCGAACGGAGACGCGAAGGAGGCAAGGAAAAACCACCCGCAGCUGGUCAUGUACGUCUCUACAUCGCCGCGCAACAAGCAACCAGGCCCGGAUGCGACGCAAGACACCCUCACCAACAUCACGGGCGUGCUCUUCGAUGGAGGCUACGCAAGCUUCGAGCUCAACACCACUUCGGAUGUGUACAUCGGUAUUGGGGCGCCAAAACUGGAGGAGGACUGGUUUGGUAGCUGGCAUUUUGAACUCGCCGCAAGCACAGACGGACCGUACCAUAGCUACGACGACGCUACACCUUUCCUCUACAUGAUCGACACGGACAGCGAGUCCACCCUCUUCAUAUCACAAAACUUGAGCAGUUCGAACGACACAGCGGAGGUCGAUAGAUGGAGGGCGCAAAACCCCUUCCAUAUGUACGCCUUUCCGGACGGCGAAUGGACUCCAGUUACGGGCUUGGAACGCUCUUACUGUGCGCUUAAGGAGCAGUUCAAUGUCAACGCGACAAGGAACUUCACCAUCGACACGAGCAUCACCACCAAGUUCAAUAAGAUUGGCGGUGACGACAACAUGCCCAAGAGCCAAUUCCAUGUCAGGAACCUGCAGAGUGCGAAGACAUACAACGGAUUCGUGGUCAUUGAGGGGAGUCAACAGCCACUCACGAUUCCUGGCACGGGCACGACGAGAGGCGGAGGCAGGGUCUUUCAGGCUUUCAACUGGACUACCAAGGCUGAUGACUCCUGCCAAGUCCUCUUCGACCUCGAAUUCUGCGACAUGGUCGCCUACGCCGUCCCCUCCAACACCAAAUUCAAGCUCAACGACUCCGCUCUCGCCGAAAUCUACGAGAACCAAGCUCGCACAUACUACGACAAUUUCAACAAGUCCCUGGCGCAGGUUGCUUGCGACACAGUCUCCGAAGCCCAAUAUUCCCUCGCCGUCACCUGCGAAGACUGCGCAAAGACAUACAAAAACUGGCUCUGCAUGGUCCUCAUGCCCCGCUGCGAAGACUGGACUGCUACAGACCCGUCUCUCGUCCCAAGGAAUAUUAAGACGCCUUUUGCCAACGGCUCGCUGCCCGAGAUGAUACCGGGGUUUAACGAUAGCGCUGCGUUUACCCAGUCGAGAAAUCCGAAGAUCGAUAGUGAGAUCGAGCCGGCCGUGUGA